Molecule: messenger RNA, 1152 nt
Organism: Thlaspi arvense
Lineage: Eukaryota; Viridiplantae; Streptophyta; Magnoliopsida; Brassicales; Brassicaceae
Source: the annotation of a GenBank genome assembly
AUGUCAAAAUCGCCUUUGCGUUUGCUCCCUCUUGCAUCCAUCCUCUUCUAUGCCGUCUUCUUGUUCAUCACUACUACUACUACCAAUCUUGUUUCCGCUCUCACAUGCCGUCCCGACCAAACCGAAACUCUUAAGCGUUUCAAAAACGAGUUUGCGUUCUCCAGCAGUUGCAGUGACGACGCCGACUUCUUCCGCGGUGUGGCUUGCGAUAACGCGACCGGUGCGGUCACGGUUCUAAACCUCCCCACUGGAUGUCUACGUGGCACUUUCAGACCCAACAGUAGCCUCUUUGAGCUAAGCCAUCUCCGUGUCCUUAACCUUUCUCUCAACAACUUCGCUUCUUCUUCUUUACCCUCUGCUUUUGGUCAACUCAACAAUCUAGAGGUCUUGCGUCUCUCCUCUAAUGGCUUCUUCGGCCAAGUUCCUUCCUCUAUACGCAACCUCCCAAAAUUAACCCAAUUACAGCUUUCUAACAACAACCUCAAAGGUGAUUUAACCUCACUUGUACAGAAUCUAACAAAUCUUUUAGCUUUAGACCUUUCUUAUAAUCAAUUCUCUGGAACCAUACCUUCUUCUCUCUUUACUAUGCCUUUCUUGCGUAUUCUUGAUUUGAGUCAGAAUCAUCUCACUGGCUCACUUGAAAUCCCUAAUUCCUCGUCUAAGCUCCAGACUCUCAAGCUCUCUUACCUAAACAUAAUCCACCAAAUUGACUUGAGAAUCUUCUCUUCUUUCAAAUCUUUGACACACCUCGAUCUUUCCGGAAACAGUUUAACACCAACGAGUGUGGAUUCAGACAUCGACUUUGCAAAGAGCAUCAGGAUCUUGCUCUUGUCGGGAUGCAACAUAAGGGAGUUCCCGAGAUUCGUGGAAUCCCUAAAGAAUUUAGAGCUCUUGUAUCUCGCCAACAACAGAAUCAAAGGGAACGUUCCUGACUGGUUAUGGAGUCUUCCUCGUUUGACCUCGCUGAAUCUUUACAACAAUUCGUUCACCGGUUUCGAAGGCUCGUUGGAUCAUGUUGUAGCCAACUCAUCGGUGCAGGUGUUAGACAUGGCUUACAAUUUGGCUAUAGGGUAUGGGCCUGGAGUUUUGUUUGGAUUGGCAAUAGGACAUGUUGUUGCUUUGUACAGGCCUGAGUGGUUCAUCAAGAACUAU